Molecule: messenger RNA, 1240 nt
Organism: Lagopus leucura (white-tailed ptarmigan)
Lineage: Eukaryota; Metazoa; Chordata; Aves; Galliformes; Phasianidae
Gene: ARL1
Product: ADP ribosylation factor like GTPase 1
Exons: 6
Coding region: 191-889 (232 amino acids)
Biological process (GO): intracellular protein transport; vesicle-mediated transport
Cellular component (GO): Golgi apparatus; cytoplasm
Molecular function (GO): GTPase activity; GTP binding
Source: RefSeq, a predicted model, not a curated record
UGUAGAGCGGAGCGGUGAGGGAGGCGGAGACGCCGAAUGUAGGGGUUGGGCGAUUCGUGCGAGUCUAACCUACACGGACGUGGCGUUUGACCUGCAUUUUCGUGUGGCAGAACGGCGUGAGGGUGGGCCGAGCGGGGAGCUGCGUGCCGCUUUCUGCCGGUGGAGCUCACGGCGCCGUUCCGACCCGGCGAUGGGUGCUGGUCGGCGGGGUGACUUGGUGAGCACCCGAAGAAUUGCGCUUCGUUUGAAGGAAGGAGAAGCAGGUGGUCCCGGGAGAGACCGUAGGCGUCAGAAGGAGUCCUUUCUUGUGCCGCAGUGUCCUUGUGUGGUGGUCUCUGGCUUUGAAGGGGGCUUUUUCUCCACCAUCUUUUCCAGUUUGUUUGGAACUCGAGAGAUGAGGAUUCUCAUCCUGGGGCUGGAUGGAGCUGGAAAAACAACCAUCCUGUACAGGUUACAAGUUGGUGAAGUUGUUACCACCAUUCCAACAAUUGGCUUCAAUGUUGAAACAGUGACAUACAAGAAUCUGAAAUUUCAAGUUUGGGAUCUGGGAGGACAGACAAGCAUAAGGCCAUACUGGAGGUGUUACUAUUCCAAUACAGAUGCAGUCAUUUAUGUAGUGGACAGCUGUGAUCGAGACAGGAUUGGCACUUCAAAAUCGGAGCUUGUUGCUAUGCUGGAGGAAGAAGAAUUGAAGAAAGCCAUUUUGGUGGUGUUUGCAAAUAAGCAGGACAUGGAACAGGCCAUGACUCCCACAGAAAUGGCAAACGCACUGGGAUUACCAGCACUGAAGGACAGAAAAUGGCAGAUAUUCAAAACCUCUGCUACUAAAGGCACGGGGCUUGAUGAAGCAAUGGAGUGGUUGGUGGAAGCCUUGAAGAGUAGACAGUGAUACAAAACUGACAAUUGCCAAGAAGUUUCAACUACAUCCAGCAUCCCUCUUUCUGCAGUCAAGUAUGGUCAGGCCACAAGUACUUGUAAAUAGGGCAGGUUUGCAUUUGGGUCAUGUAAUGUGGAUGCCUCUCUUCAGCUAGAAAACUGAACCAAGUGGAUGUCUGUGUACAUUAUGAUCUUCAUUUUCUUUCUUUGUGUUUAAAGAUGUGCUUAAUAUUUGUAUGAAAGUUUUUCUGGAGGGCAAAGGGAUUUAUAUAUUCUUUUUCCAUUCACUGGGUAGUUUGAAGUUGGUGUGGUUACUCUAUUUGUGUAAUUAAAACACUAAUAAAAUCCACAAUGAUCAGCUGUA